Molecule: messenger RNA, 297 nt
Organism: Drepanopeziza brunnea f. sp. 'multigermtubi' MB_m1
Lineage: Eukaryota; Fungi; Ascomycota; Leotiomycetes; Helotiales; Drepanopezizaceae
Source: RefSeq, a predicted model, not a curated record
AUGAAGCCUUCCCCUUCCUCACUCCCAAGUUCCCUCCACAUAAGACCUCCUGGCCAACAACAGCAACAACAACCGACCUCGGCCCCGCAGCCGCCGAGGUUCAACUUUCGUCGAGUGCUCUCCGAUGUAGACAUCUCGAACUCAGGUCCUAGCGAGCGAGCAGCACAGGCGAGCAGCAGAGGCCGGACCGCUGUGGAGCGGUGGCUCGAUGAUAUAGAGAGAGAGGGAUGUCCGCCUUUCGGUGGCCCAGAUGAGGAGGAGGAGGUGCAUGUGGGCUAUUUCCCUCCGAUCGUCUAG